Hyaena hyaena (striped hyena) is the source of this 1354-nucleotide messenger RNA. Its product is annotated as nucleolin-like. Bases 70 to 1065 code for a protein of 331 amino acids. Gene Ontology annotation, molecular function: RNA binding. The record is from RefSeq and is a predicted model, not a curated record. Lineage: Eukaryota; Metazoa; Chordata; Mammalia; Carnivora; Hyaenidae. Gene Ontology annotation, biological process: positive regulation of mRNA splicing, via spliceosome. Gene Ontology annotation, cellular component: spliceosomal complex. The transcript is spliced from 5 exons.
GUCGCUUGGGUUCCUCUGGACUCGUCUGCGCCACUCGCCCGCCACACUCCACCGGCAUAAGCCGCCAUCAUGGUGAAGCUCGCAAAGGCUGGUAAAAAUCAAAGUGACCCCAAGAAAAUGGCUCCGCCCCCCAAGGAGGUAGAAGAAGACAGUGAAGGUGAAGAAACGUCAGAAGAUGAAGAUGAUGAUAGCAGUGGAGAAGAGGUUAUCAUUCCUCAGAAAAAAGGCAAGAAGGCUGCAGCAACUCCAGCAAAGAAGGUGAUGGUUUCCCCAACAAAAAAGGUGGCAGUUGCCACACCAGCCAAGAAAGCAGUCGUCACCCCUGGCAAAAAGUUGUUUCAAAGUCUUCAUUUGUUUUUGUUUUUUUUUUCCUUUGUAGGUGAAUCAAAAACUCUGGUUUUAAGCAACCUCUCCUACAAUGCAACAGAAGAAACUCUUCAAGAAGUAUUUGAGAAGGCAACUUUUAUUAAAGUGCCCCAGAACCAAAAUGGCAAAUCUAAAGGAUAUGCGUUUAUAGAAUUUGCUUCAUUUGAAGAUGCUAAAGAAGCUUUAAAUUCCUGUAAUAAAAGGGAAAUUGAAGGCAGAGCAAUCAGGCUGGAGUUGCAGGGACCCAGGGGAUCACCUAACGCAAGAAGCCAGCCGUCCAAGACUUUGUUUGUCAAAGGUCUGUCUGAGGAUACCACAGAAGAGACAUUAAAGGAGUCGUUUGAUGGCUCUGUUCGGGCAAGGAUAGUCACUGACCGGGAGACUGGGUCCUCCAAAGGGUUCGGUUUUGUAGACUUCAACAGUGAGGAAGAUGCCAAAGCCGCCAAGGAGGCCAUGGAGGAUGGUGAAAUUGACGGAAACAAAGUUACUUUGGACUGGGCCAAGCCGAAGGGUGAAGGUGGCUUUGGAGGUCGCGGUGGAGGCAGAGGUGGCUUUGGAGGCCGAGGUGGCGGCAGAGGAGGCCGAGGGGGAUUUGGUGGCAGAGGCCGAGGAGGCUUUGGAGGGCGAGGAGGCUUCCGAGGCGGCAGAGGAGGAGGGGGAGACCACAAGCCACAAGGAAAGAAGACGAAGUUUGAAUAGUUUCUUCCAUCCCUCUGUCUUUUCCCUCUUCUGUUUGAAAGAAAAGGACUCUGGGGUUUUUACUCUGUUACCUGAUCAAUGACAGAGCCUUCUGAGGACAUUCCAAGACAGUAUACAGUCCUGUGGUCUACUUGGAAGUUCGUAUAGAUAACAUUUCGAAGGAGAUACCCUGUUGGUUUUGACUGGAUAUUCAUAUAAACUUUUUAAAGAGAUGAGUGAUAGAGCUAAUCCUUAUCUGUAAGUUUUGAAUUUAUAUUGUUUCUUCCCAUGUACAAAACCAUUUUUUUCC